UAAAGGAUAUUUAUCUUUUCUAAGCACUGUUUUUUAAUUUUGAAUAUUUCCUAAGAUGAACAAUGGGACAAGUAUAUCUGAAUUCAUUCUCCUUGGACUAUGCAAUCCUCCAGAAGUGGAUUUCAUUUUGUUCUUGGUCUUUCUUGUUAUGUACAUAAUAACUUUAAUUGGAAAUAUAAUUAUAAUCAUUAUCACAAAUACAGACCCAACGCUAAACACACCUAUGUACUUUUUUCUUGGUAAUUUAUCCCUCUUGGAUGUCAUUUGUACUACAUCUACUGUCCCCAACAUGUUGGCUAAUUUUUUUGUGCCAAAAAAAUCUAUAUCUUUUCAUGGAUGUGUUAUUCAAAUGUUUGUGUUCACUGUUGGCAUGGAUACUGAAUUUCUUCUUCUGACCGUUAUGUCCCUUGACCGCUACUUGGCCAUCUGUAAUCCCUUAAGGUAUAAAAAUAUUAUGAGCAAAAAUUCUUGCAUUUGUAUGUCUGCUAUAGUUUGGUCUUUUGGUUUAUCCAGUUCUACAUUUCAUGCAUCAAGUACUUCAUGGUUGUCAUUCUGUGGCCCCAAUAUAAUUAACCACUUUUUCUGUGAGGUCCCACAAGUUCUUGCACUGUCAUGUAGUGACACAAGUUUAAACCAGUUGGUACUAAUAUUUACAGAUCUUAUACUGGGAUUAAUAUGCAUUAUUUGUAUUUGUAUUUCAUAUGUUUUAAUGGUCGUUGCCAUAUUAUGUAUACGCUCAUCUGAAGGAAAAAAGAAGGCAUUUUCUACGUGUGCAUCUCACAUCACAGUUGUUGUUUUAUUCUAUGGAACAUUAAUCUUUGCCUAUUUCAGACCCUCAACCCUCAGUGCAUCAGACAUAGACAAAGAAAUUGCUGUUAUCUAUACCAUUGUUAUACCAAUGCUAAACCCUAUCCUGUACAGUUUGAGGAACAAGGAGGUGAAAGGAUCUAUUGAAAAAAUCGUUAUGAGAAAAAUGCUUAUCUAA
This is a messenger RNA of Pelobates fuscus (common spadefoot toad), 985 nucleotides long. RefSeq names its product olfactory receptor 5V1-like. Gene Ontology annotation, molecular function: olfactory receptor activity; G protein-coupled receptor activity; odorant binding. The record is from RefSeq and is a predicted model, not a curated record. Gene Ontology annotation, cellular component: membrane. Gene Ontology annotation, biological process: G protein-coupled receptor signaling pathway. Bases 56 to 985 code for a protein of 309 amino acids. The transcript has a single exon. Lineage: Eukaryota; Metazoa; Chordata; Amphibia; Anura; Pelobatidae.